Molecule: messenger RNA, 1300 nt
Organism: Sebastes umbrosus (honeycomb rockfish)
Lineage: Eukaryota; Metazoa; Chordata; Actinopteri; Perciformes; Sebastidae
Gene: dtymk
Product: deoxythymidylate kinase (thymidylate kinase)
Exons: 5
Coding region: 140-778 (212 amino acids)
Biological process (GO): dUDP biosynthetic process; dTTP biosynthetic process; dTDP biosynthetic process
Cellular component (GO): cytoplasm; cytosol; nucleus
Molecular function (GO): ATP binding; dTMP kinase activity
Source: RefSeq, a predicted model, not a curated record
CUUGUUGACAUCUGCGAUUUUAAAAGGCGGGUAAACUGUGAUAAGAGUGCUCCCGCUCUCAUGCCUAUAGAAUAAUAGAUCCAUGCCUGCUGUGUAGUGAGGUUUAUCUCCCGGACAGCGCUGCUACAGUCAUACAGCGAUGGCCUGUAAGAGAGGAGCGCUCAUCGUGCUGGAGGGAGUCGACAAAGCUGGGAAAACUACUCAGUGUCAGAAACUGGUUCAGACUCUGCAGCAGAGCGGCAGGCCCGCAGAGGGGAUGAGGUUCCCCGACAGGACCACGACUAUUGGACAGCUGAUCAGCGCUUACCUGGAGAAGAAGAGUGACCUGGAGGACCACACAGUGCACCUGCUGUUCUCUGCAAACCGAUGGGAACUGGUGCCUUUAAUGAAGAAGAAGCUGGAGCAAGGCAUCACUCUGGUCGUAGACCGGUACGCCUUCUCUGGAGCUGCUUUCACCAGCGCAAAGCCAGGUUUCUGUCUGGACUGGUGCAUGAAAUCUGACGUGGGACUGCCAAAGCCGGACCUCGUUAUGUUCCUGCAGCUCAGUCCGGCUGAGGCUGCUCUCAGAGGUAAGUUCGGAGAAGAAAGAUACGAGACCAGUGCUUUCCAAAAGGCGGUUCAACAGAAAUUUGAAGAGCUGAUGAAGGAUCCUUCAGUCAACUGGCAGGUAAUCAAUGCUGCCAAGAGUGUUGAAGAUGUGCACGAGGACAUCACAGCCCACAGCCUUAACGCUGUCAACACAGCUCAGAACCUGCAGCUCGGAGAGCUGUGGAAGUGAACGUGAACCAGUCUCUGCUGGUUUGAGACCAGAACCUGUUCACACCAAUAACAUGCGUCCCGAGUGAUCCGAACACACGUGGACAGCUUCAAGUACAUCUGUUCACACCUGGAAUUAGAAUGCGUCUCCACACGCGUCUUGAUUGAGAUCACCACUUGUGAUCCGAUCUCAUUUCCCCGCUCUAUAUGCAAACAAACACGUAGUAAACACACGGCUAAUACAGCAGACGAUGUGAUGUAAUAUUACAUGAAUGUCAGCAGUAAUACCCUACAUAUUUGUGAAAUCAGGUACAUUUUUAUUAACAUUGCGUUCACAUCUGUACUUGGAGCUGACCACUAGUGAUCCGAUCACUCAGGACGCAUGUUUAUACCAGGUCUGAAAGGCUGAAAACAGUCUGCUGGUGCAGCAACUAAAUGACUCUUCUACACGCUUUCCUUGAGCUCCUUUAUUUGAAUGCGGAAGAGAAAUGCCUCGGCUGUGAUUCAAAUAUCAUUUCUUGAAAUUAAAGAGAGAUAUACCAUC